Messenger RNA from Pristis pectinata (smalltooth sawfish), 805 nucleotides. It is a transcript of the gene dnph1, whose product is annotated as 2'-deoxynucleoside 5'-phosphate N-hydrolase 1. The transcript has 4 exons. Gene Ontology annotation, molecular function: 5-hydroxymethyl-dUMP N-hydrolase activity. The record is from RefSeq and is a predicted model, not a curated record. NCBI's taxonomy places the organism in Eukaryota, Metazoa, Chordata, Chondrichthyes, Rhinopristiformes, Pristidae. The coding region runs from base 246 to 683 and encodes 145 amino acids. Gene Ontology annotation, cellular component: nucleus. Gene Ontology annotation, biological process: deoxyribonucleoside monophosphate catabolic process.
GCGUAGAAUUCCGGGCGCCCAAUUUGAAUUUCAGUUUUUUUUGGGAACCGUUGGCCCUGGCGAUCCGUCAUGUUUGCACAUGUGAGGGGUGAACGGUGAGGGUGAACGGUGAGGGGUGCCGUGGGACCGGCCCCCGUCCGUCACUGACUGACAGCCGGCCGUCGCCUCACACGUUGCCCCGUCCCGCCCGCCCGCCCGCCAGGUCCUCGACCUGCCGCCAUCUUGUGAAGCGGGGAGCGGCGGCGAUGAGUCUCCGCAUUUACUUCUGCGGCAGCAUCAGAGGCGGGAGGCAGGACGUGGAGAUCUACUCCCGGAUCCUCGGCCAGCUGAAGAGAUUCGGGAGAGUUCUCACUGAGCACGUCGGACGGCCGGAGCUGAACGAGAAAGGUGAGGGUAAAGUGGAAGCUGAUGAUAAAUGCAUCCAUGAUAGAGAUUUGGAAUGGCUGCGGGAGGCUGACGUCAUGGUGGCAGAGGUCACUCAACCUUCCUUGGGUGUUGGCUAUGAAAUUGGAAGAGCUGUAGCCAUGAAUAAGAAGAUUCUGUGCCUGUUCCGAACACCAUCAAAAUACGUUCUUUCUGCAAUGAUUCGAGGAGCAGCAAACGGAACAAACAUCCAUGUGAAGGAUUACUCAGAAGAGAAAGUGGAAACAAUUCUACAACAAUACUUUGAACAACAGCUGUAGGCAUAAAAUCACUGCUUACCAUUACUAAGAGGGGAUCCUCAUGGUGUUGAUCAUGUUAACUGUUGGUGCUUUGUACUUGCAUACACAGAAACCCCUUCCAAUUAAAGUACAAGAUUUCUGGA